GAAGGAAGAGAGGCAGCGUUAAACCAUCAGAGCCUCAGACAUGAAAGUCCAUCACACUCUGAUCUGCUUCUUUCUCACAGUGCUGCAGGAGACUGAUCUCAUCAAUGCAGAAACCUUCAUUCGUACUGAACCUGAAGGAGGAAACAUGACAGUCACAUGCACAUUUAACUUCUCUGGAAGCAAGAAGAUCUUCUGUAAGAAUGAAUGUACAGAAGACAAAGACAUUCUCAUUGAAACAGAAGAGAACAGAGCUCAGAGCGGCAGAUACAGCAUUGAAUAUAAAGAAGGAUUUUAUCCAGUAUCUUCUACACUUCUGUAUGUGACCAUCACACAGCUGACCAAGUCUGACUCAGGACGGUACAGAUGUAGUUUGGAAAGAACUGGUUUUUCAGAUGGAUACGAUGAGAUUGACCUCAGAGUGACAGAUGCUCCAACCACUUCAAUCCCGGACUGUACUCUUCCACCCUUUUCAACAUCACUCCCAUCAGCCUCCACACCGACACUGAUACAGACAACACAGAGUUUAACCUCCAGUUCAUCAUCCUCCCCUGAAACCACCAAACAGCCUGAGACAUCAUCUGCAGGUUCAGGUUACUUCCUGGUUUUGGUCACAUGUGUACCUGUGGUGAUGGUGGUUGUUCUGUUGGUUGUUGUUUUGCUGCUGCUCUACAGAAAAAAGAUAAAGGUCUCUCAUGGUUCAAACACGAGAGGAAAGUCAGACUGCACAGUGAUGGAGGGUGUCACCUAUGAGAACUGUCCUCCAGCCUCCACACAUCAGGACCCCAUCUACCUUAGUCUCGAUCCAGCCAGCAGGGAUCAUGACCAAACCUACUCUACACUCACACACACAUCAUAAAUGAUACUGUCUGAGAGUCAGAGUAAAUCUCUCAGCAUUUAAAACACACACACAGUGUGAAUGAAACUUCUUUUGCUAAUUUUAUGGUUGUUUUAAAGAUAGGUUCACAGUAUUGCAGUAAUGCUGUAAUAAUCCAUCCUGUUCAUUCUGGUUAUUAAAAGAUUCCUUCCUAAUGUA
Messenger RNA from Lates calcarifer (barramundi perch), 1033 nucleotides. RefSeq lists its product as uncharacterized. The coding region runs from base 41 to 856 and encodes 271 amino acids. NCBI's taxonomy places the organism in Eukaryota, Metazoa, Chordata, Actinopteri, Centropomidae. The record is from RefSeq and is a predicted model, not a curated record. The transcript has 6 exons.